Molecule: messenger RNA, 612 nt
Organism: Helobdella robusta
Lineage: Eukaryota; Metazoa; Annelida; Clitellata; Rhynchobdellida; Glossiphoniidae
Exons: 4
Coding region: 1-612 (203 amino acids)
Biological process (GO): regulation of transcription by RNA polymerase II
Cellular component (GO): nucleus
Molecular function (GO): RNA polymerase II cis-regulatory region sequence-specific DNA binding; DNA-binding transcription factor activity, RNA polymerase II-specific
Source: RefSeq, a predicted model, not a curated record
AUGGAUCAAUUUUAUCUAUCCUGGCACCCACCAUCAUCAUCAUCAUCAUCAUCAACAUCAUCAUUCUUUUUCUUCUUUUUAUUGUUAUUAUUAUUUUCAUCGUCAUCAUGGUUUCUUUCAAAUUUUUCCAACAAACACACCAGUACCCUAACCCCAAUGCAUCUUAGGAAGGCCAAGCUCAUGUUCUUUUACGUCAGGUAUCCAAGUUCUGCUAUACUUAAAAUCUACUUCCCCGACGUUCGUUUCAACAAGAACAACACCGCUCAACUCGUGAAGUGGUUCAGUAAUUUCAGGUCAGUAAUUUUAUUAUUAUUAUUAAUAAUAAUAAUUAUUAUUAUUAUUAUUAUUAUUGUUAUUAUUAUUAUUAUUGGUCCACAACAGCAUCAUCAUCAUCUCCAUCUUAGUCAUCGUCAUCAUCACAUUGAUGUUCCAGAAAACUUCCGUUUUGUGGUGCAGGCCACCUUGAGAGAAUUCUACCUAAGCAUUGCAGCGGAAAAGGAUCAGGAGCAAUCCUGGAAGAAGAGCAUCUACAAAAUCAUCGCAAGGAUGGAUGACGUAGUUCCGGAAUACUUCAAAUCGCCUAACUGGGUGGAACAGCUGGCCGAUCAGUGA